Passer domesticus (house sparrow) is the source of this 4477-nucleotide messenger RNA. Its product is annotated as cystine/glutamate transporter-like. Gene Ontology annotation, biological process: amino acid transmembrane transport. The transcript has 16 exons. Bases 2980 to 4401 code for a protein of 473 amino acids. Gene Ontology annotation, molecular function: L-amino acid transmembrane transporter activity. Gene Ontology annotation, cellular component: membrane. Lineage: Eukaryota; Metazoa; Chordata; Aves; Passeriformes; Passeridae. The record is from RefSeq and is a predicted model, not a curated record.
GAAGGCUGUGUGAGAGAGGAGGGAAAUGAAAACACCAACUCGUGACAGUUUUUGUAGCUUGGAUCUGUGGGGGGGUUGUGCUACACUGGUAGGCUUGGAGUUUUCAGCAGUCCUGUCUAUCAGAAAACCAACAUUGUAGUCCUGGCUGUUGCUGUCAGUGGUUGAAGAUACCCAUGUGAAGGCAGAGCAAAUGCAUCUUCCUGCUGGGUUUCCUUGUGUAAUGUGUUACAACCUUUUAUUUUUUACUUGGUUCUUUAAACUUCCCUGCAGCUUUCCUGCUCCAGGCUGCCUGACAGAGUUCCUCUAGCCUUCUUCACUCCAUAGAUGUUUCUGCAUGCUGUAAAACAUUCAGAAAGAUUUUUAGACCCCUCAUCAAUUUUUAGGCAUUCACUGCUCGAGGAAGCACGGCCUGCAGAUAAACUCAGCCAGCUUUCUGAGACCCAGCUAUGAAUGUCCUUGGGGCCAUGUGAAAAUGCCCUGUCCUUGCAGGCUUACAGAUGGGUUUUUUAAACACUGUGUGCAAUGCCAGCCCUAGCUAGAAAAACAGCACCCUCUGUAAGCAAACAGCCUGAAAUAAAGGGCCAGAGGUGGGUUGUGAAGAGUCAGAGAGCUUGAGCCCAAAGCAUGAUGAAAACUUCUACCUGAGAGGAAAAUGCAAGAGCUAAAUCUGAUGGUCCACACAAAAACUGGUGAUAACACAUAAUGGAUGUGAAGCCAAGGAGGAGGGAGGAGGUCUGAUCUGGAGAGUGAAAACAGUUUACUACUUGGAGGACUGUCCACAAAAGAACAAAGCUCUGAGUACACUUCUCUGUGCUGUUCCCCACUAGAGAUAAUGUAGAGCCAAGAUGUUUGCCUCAGGAAGCACAACUAUAGCCUGCAAAGAGACGUUGUCUUCUGUGGCUUCAGGAUCCCAGCAAGAAAUGGGAGUCUGAUGGAUUGUAAAUGCACCGGCUUUGUUUAAAACCCAGCCAAACAGAUAAGUGCACUUUUAAUUCUCUCCAACUGGUGCUUUAGACAUAGCUCUGCACAGCAUCUCUCUUCAGUUUGGUGAGGCUCUGUGUUUCACUGCUGCAAAUGAGUGCUGUGUGGGUCUCACUUCAGCUGAGAAAUACCAGACAAUAUUGGUAUUCCACGCUAAGGUAAUUAAUUGGUGUCUGAGGGAACUGCAGCUGAAGGAUUGGCAGGCUCCUAGGACUCCCUGCUGUUCCAGAGCCACUGUCUCCAGCAGCCCUGUGAGGUUUUGGGACUCUGAGGAGCAGCUCUGUGGGACCAGACUAGGCUGAUGUGACCCACCUGAGCAUUAAAGAGUUCUAUGGGACUCAUUAGAGGUUUAUUAACUAAACUUGGCUAGUUUGAUUGAGAAGAUGCUUGUGCAGGCUUAGCACAAUCUCAGAGAAACCAGCUCAUGCUGUGGCAGGAGAAAGGGCUUUCUGCAUGUUCUUGUCAUAUGUGUGCAGAGAAAGUGAUAGCCCUGCUUCCUCCCACCAGCUUCCAGGUGGGAAAAGAGCUGGGGAUGGGGGAGAAAGACCUUGGUUACACUGAGUUUACUCAGGGUGUACAAAGAAGUAUCGUGGGUGAGUGGUAACAAGAAUUGUCCCUUCAAAGUUAGGUGAACAUUUUUAUCUCUCUACCAAGAAAGCAAUUUCUGGCUGCUUAGAUCUGCUUCUAAAGGUGACCACUGUCUCCUUGUGGCCACCCCACUGCAGUUACUAAAUUAUUCAAGAAACCCAUAAAAUAGAGUCUCAUGUAAAGUGUAGCUUUGCAAUAAUAUACAGCCAUGGGGCUGGGGCAAAUAUUCCUCAUACUGUAAUUUACUGUGCUAGAAUAAUGAAAAGAAAAGCACUGAAGCUGAGUGUGUGAGCAUUGUUGGGGAUGUGCGGCAGGAGGCUGGACAACAGCCAAAUUAUCUACUCCAGUCUUGUCUUGCCUGCUCUUCCAGGGAUAAUUACUAGUGUGAAACAUCUACCUUGCUAUUAGGAAAACUACAAAUAGGUUUGCUACAGCAAAUUAGGCUGUAGUAACUGACCUGAAUUCAUCUUACCUACCUAAGCAGAAGGUGAGUUUCUUGGUGAAGUUGCCAGUUUUGGGGUGAUAAAGAGAGACAGGAGAGACAAGGAGGGGAAGUGGGAGGUUAUUGCAGUUUGUGAGAAUUAAAUCUGGAUCAACUUGUGAUCCCUGAAGUAUCUGAAGUUCCUUCUUUUCUAGGAGAAACUUCACUGCUGCUGUUAUUACUAAGGAAUUUUUUAUAUUAAUAGAAGAAAUGCCACGUCUGUUAGUAAUGACUAAGCUCUGUCCUACAACUGUAAACAGUUGUUAUUCCUGACUCUUCAGUACUUUGAAAGAAAAAAAAGCUUGACACUAUAUUAAGAAACACUGAUUAAAUGGAGCUCUAGUGACAAAAUCAGGGCUAGUUCAUUCAGCAAGGGUGGAUAGGAAGUUAAAAAAGCUUAAAUCCUCUCUGUGCACCAACUAAUGCAGAUGAACGUUUUUCUCAUCUCAGAGAUUCUCAAGGUACUGAUUGUUAGGUUUGUAACUUUAAAUCUCUUUUCUGCCAGUGAGCUGAAAUCAAUGCAUUCCCCUAUUAGAUCCCAUUAAAUUAACCCCAAGCUGGCCAGCUCUGGGCAAUCUGGCAUUACUCAAAGUCAAAUCUGGGAAUCAUCCUGAGGUGUGGCUGGCAUGCAACAUGUAACACUCUGUGCUGCCUGGAAGAAGCAGAAAACACUUGAAGUGUCUCUUGGGAGCUGUACUGAUGACAGAGAUGAUACCAAGGGUGUUCUACUCACCUGUGGCUUGGCUGGUACUUCCUGUAGCAGAGGAGAACAGAUUCAACAGCUCUUGUCCAGUUACUGAAAAAAAAAAAUUGUCUCGCAAAGAAGAUCCUUGAAUCCCUAACUCCUUGUCUUACAGGUGAACCUUGAGGACACUUGGGAGACUGUAGCUCCUGAAUGUGUGACCUUCCCCUGUGAUUAGAAGAAAGCCAUGGGGAAAGACAAGAAAGAAGAGGCCAUCUUCCUGAGGAAAAAGAUAACUUUGCUGCGGGCUUUCUCGCUACUCAUCGGCAGCAUGGUUGGCAGUGGCAUCUUUAUUUCCCCCAAAGGUGUACUGAAAAACUCUGGCAGCGUGGGAUUCUCCCUGGUUGUCUGGUUUUCCUGUGGGCUCCUCUCCAUGUUUGGUGCCUUGUGUUAUGCAGAGCUUGGAACAAGAAUCACCAAAUCUGGAGGACAUUAUAUCUACAUUUUGGAGACGCUAGGGCCUCUGCCAAGCUUCUUAUUCCUGUGGGCAGAGUUUUUUGCUAUCAGGCCUGCCAACAGUGCUGUUGUUGCCCUGGCAUUUGGACGCUACAUGCUGGAGCCAUUUUUCGCCCCCUGUGCUGCCCCUGUCCCUGUGGUGAAGCUCGUGUCUCUCCUGGGCUAUUACAUGGUCCUCACCCUCAAUUCCUGGAGCGUCACCUGGAGCGCACGGCUGCAGACGGCUCUCUCUGUGGUCAAACUCCUGGCUCUUGCACUCAUCAUCGUGCCAGGGAUGAUGUUGCUGGCCCAGGGCCACACUGAGAACUUCCAGGAUGCUUUUGACAGACAGUCGCUGGUUCUGGAUAAGCUCCCCCUGGCUUUCUAUGCAGGCAUGUUCGCAUACUCCGGCUGGUUUCAGACCAGCUUUGUGCGGGAAGAGUUGGUCAAACCUGAACGAAAUAUCCCCUUGGCCGUCAUCGUGUCCGUGAUCACGGUAAUUGUGGGAUACAUGCUCACCAACGUCUCCUAUUACACAGUCCUGGGAACAGAAGAUGUUCUGGCUUCUCCUGCUGUGGCUGUGAGCUUUGUGCAGCGAGCCUUCAAAAGCCUGAUCUCCGUUGUCCCUGUCCUUGUCGCACUGUCCUGCUUUGGAACCAUGAAUGGAGGAAUCUUCACGUUUUCAAGGACUCUGUUUGUGGCUUCCAGGGAAGGGCAGUGGCCUCCUCUCUUCUCCAUGAUCCACAUUCGGAGGCAUACCCCCCUUCCUGCUGUCAUGUUAAUGUUCCCUUUGGUCACUGCCAUGGUGUGCAUCGGAGACAUCUACCAUCUACUGAACUUCUUCAGUUUUUCCCGAUGGCUCUUCAUAGGAUUAGCCACCCUUGGGCUCAUUGUCCAUCGCCACCGUCACCCGGAGCUGCACAGCCCCUUCAAGGUUCCCCUGUUUGUUCCUGUCUCUUUUACCAUCAUCUGCCUCUUCACAGUGGCAAUGUCUUUCUAUUCAGACCCUGUGAACAUCAGCAUUGGAUGCACCAUAGUUUUGAGUGGUUUUCCAGUCUACUACCUCAUCAUUCACAGGCAGAUGUCAGAUCGCUGCCGCAACCUGUUUUAUUAUCUUACACACAAACUACAGUUACUGCUGGAAGUUGUCCAACAAGAAAUCAAGACUUACUGAGAAAACCAUCAAAACUCACAGAAGACAAUAAAAAUCUACUUACACCAUUUUUGACACCUUUGAUCCUACCAAAAGC